AUGGCUGCCCCCAGUGUCCUUACCUUUGAUGCUGAGGGUCGUGCUGUUGACCUCAAAGGGUGCUCCCCCUCCCCCCUUUGGCCCUCUGUUACCUCUACUGCUGCCGUCGACUUCGUUGGCACCGAGUCGGUCGGCGCUGCGUCUGCCCCUAGUGAACGACGUCGCACCGGCAAGGGCAAAGGGGGCAAGGGCGCUGGAGGGGCUGGCGGGGGCGGUGGAGGUGGAGGUGGAGGAGGCGGAGGGAGUGGGGGUGGUGGUGGGGGUGGUGGCGGGGGUGGGGGCUUCGGUGGCGGCAGUCGCGGCGAAGGCGGCGACGGCGGUGGCGUUGGGAGCGGAGAAGGAGGCAGUGGCGGCGGUGGCGGAGGUGGCGGCGGAGGAGGUGGAGCUAGUCGGGGUGGCUCAGGUAGUGAUCAGCGCCAGCAGCAGCAGCGCACUACUGAGACCCCGUCCCCCCAGCAGCUUCGUGAGUGGUACACUGCGCGUCAGCGAGGUGGGGGUGCUGGUCCCUGUACAUACGUUCUCCGUACCGGCGACCGAGCAAGUGAGCAGUGCGGGGGCUUGCACUCCACCCGGCGCUGCUUCGGCCGCCUGACGGACGCUUUGCGUGACCAGUUCCCUGACGCCACUGAGAUCCCUCGCUGGGGAGAGCUGUCUAGGGCGGGGGUUGCUAUCUUUGAUGUUGACUAUGAUGCUAUUCUUGCAGCCAUGUAUACUGUGUCUACUAGUGAUGGGGGUGACUGUUACCUGUGUCUUCCGCCUGACCCGUGCAUUGAGGCUGCUGCUCUAGGUGCUGGUGAGACUGGUGCUCUAGGUGCUAGUGCGUCUGCUGCCCCAGGUGCUGGUGAGUCUGCUCUCUCAGGUACCACGUCGGCUCAGGCCUUACACACCUUCACCCUUGACUCGGGUGCUUCCCGCUCCUUCUGUCGAGACCGCACCACGCUUACGCCGCUUAGUCGGCCGGUUGCGGUCUCCCUGGCGGACCCCUCUGGGGGUCCUGUCCUUGCUCGCUUCUCCACUGUCUUACCGUGUCCGGCAGCCCCCUCUGGCACCCUGUCAGGUCUUUACCUCCCCUUGUUCUCUACGAACUUGGUGAGUGGUGCUGAUCUACACGACCAGGGGGUUGACCAGUUUACUCCUGCGAGUCAGCGGGUGACCCACUGCACGUGUGCUCGGACAGGCCGACACUUGGCCACGUUUACCCGUCGACCGGGGUCGAGCCUAUACACACUGACCACUGCGUCUCCUCCGGUUGCUGAGUCUGGUCAGGUAGCUGCGUCGAGUCAGGUGUUUGCUGCAGCGUCCAGGUCUGGUCCUGAGUCUGCUCCUUGCUCGUGUCGUCUCCUGUCCCACCUGACUCUCCUUUGGCACCACCGCCUUGGUCACCCCUCCCUGCCUCGUCUCCGAGGCAUGGCCUCCCGUGUCCUUGACUCUGGUCUCCCCCGGUCCCUCCCUCCCCUACCUCCGGGGCCUGCCCCUACCUGCGUUCCCUGCGUCGAGGGGCGGCAGCGCGCCACCCCUCACUCCUCCGAGUUUCCUCCGACAGCGGCUCCCCUGCAGACUUUUAAGAUGGACGUGUGGGGCCCUGCCCGCGUCCGUGGCCAGGGCGGAAAGUUUUCCUCUGCCCGUCUGGGAGCCUUCUGUCGUGCACGAGGCAUCUGCCAGACCUUCACGCUUCCGGCCUCUCCACAGCAAAAUGGGAUUGCUGAGCGCCGCAUUGGCAUGGUCAUGGAUGUUGCUCGUACGUCCAUGAUCCAUGCGGCUGCUCCCCAUUUUCUGUGGCCGUUUGCGGUUCAGUAUGCAGCGCAUCAGCUCAACCUUCAGCCCUGA
This is a messenger RNA of Closterium sp. NIES-65, 1827 nucleotides long. The record is from the annotation of a GenBank genome assembly. Lineage: Eukaryota; Viridiplantae; Streptophyta; Zygnematophyceae; Desmidiales; Closteriaceae.